Vicia faba (fava bean) is the source of this 1139-nucleotide messenger RNA. NCBI's taxonomy places the organism in Eukaryota, Viridiplantae, Streptophyta, Magnoliopsida, Fabales, Fabaceae. The record is from the annotation of a GenBank genome assembly.
AUGAAAGGCGUCUUUUCGGCGCCCGGUGAUUACGUUCACUUCAAAUCCCAAGUUCCUCUUCACAAAAUCCCUAUUGGAACAAAGCAGUGGCGUUAUUAUGAUUUUGGUCCAAAAGCUGUGCCUCCACUUAUAUGUCUUCCUGGAACGGCGGGAACUGCAGAUGUUUACUAUAAACAAAUUAUGUCAUUAUCCAUGAAGGGCUACCGUGUCAUAUCUGUAGAUAUACCUCGCGUAUGGCAUCACGCUGAGUGGAUUCAAGCAUUUGAGAAGUUCUUGGAUGCUAUUGAUGUACACCAUAUACAUCUUUAUGGAACAUCACUCGGUGGUUUCUUGGCACAACUCUUUGCUCAGCAUCGUCCAAGACGAGUUCGGUCAUUGGUUUUAUCAAAUUCAUUUUUGGAGACACAAAGUUUCUCUGCUGCAAUGCCAUGGGCACCAAUUGUUAGUUGGACUCCUUCAUUUUUGUUGAAGCGGUAUGUCUUAACAGGAAUUCGUGAUGGUCCCCAUGAACCAUUUAUUGCGGAUUCAGUUGACUUUGUUGUUUCUCAGGUAGAAACCCUCUCUAGAGAAGACUUGGCUUCCAGAAUGUCGCUGACAACAGAUGAUGCUUCAGUCGGACCCCUUCUUCUUUCAGAUUCAUUUAUCACUAUAAUGGAUACUAAUGACUACUGUGCAAUUCCUCUACAACUUAAAGAACAAUUGAGCGAAAGAUAUCCUGAGGCAAGGCUCGCGUCUUUGAAAACAGGUGGAGAUUUUCCUUUCCUUUCACGACCAGAUGAAGUCAACUUACAUCUUCAGUUGCACCUUAGACGAGUUGGGGUGGAGGCUCGGCCUGAUUUGGUUCACAGUAUUCCUAAAGGUGAUAUUGGAGGAAGUCCUAGCAAAGAGAAUGAUGGUGAUGACUCUGACAAGUCACCUAAGGAUGACAGGGGGGGAUCAGAAAAUCCAUCUUCCGAAAGUGAGAUCAGUCCUGCCCCAGAAAGCUCAGAAUCCCAUAAUUUAGACAACCAGCCAGUUGAAAGUUCAGAAGGUUGCGACUUGGAUAAUGAAAUCACCUUGUCUGUCUUUCCUGGUGGAUUCACGAAAGAAAAGCAUGUUGUGCCUCGAGAAACACCUGUAAAUUUCGCAUGGGAAUACUU